Messenger RNA from Racocetra persica, 723 nucleotides. NCBI's taxonomy places the organism in Eukaryota, Fungi, Glomeromycota, Glomeromycetes, Diversisporales, Gigasporaceae. The record is from the annotation of a GenBank genome assembly.
AUGGCCUUCAAGAAUGUUUUAGAUCGAACACAUAUAAUACAGGAAGAUCAAGGUUCCUUAAUUCUGGACGGUCGUAAUACUCCACAAAAUAUAUCAGUUUACAGCUUUGUUCUUGGUGCCAUCUUUUCUGCUUCCGUUUCUGUUGGCUGGUACUCAGAAACGUUUUCUCAACUUGGAGUUUUCUUGGCCGCCUUAGCUUUAUUUCAUGAGCUGGAAUACCUCUUUACGGCUUUGUUUAAUUCAAAUAUAUUAUCAUUGGAUUCUUUUUUAAUUAACAAUGGUCAUCAAUAUCAUAUUGCACACGGUGCUGCUAUAAUCGAAUUUUUAAUAGAAUCAUAUCUAUUUCCUAAUUAUAAAAGCAUAAAACUAUUUUAUUUCAUAGCUACAGUAGUAGGCCAGUUUGCUAGAAGUUGUGCGAUGUGGCAUGCCAAGCAUAAUUUCACUCAUACGAUUCAAUAUCAUAAACGAAAAGAACAUGUUCUCGUGACUACAGGAAUUUAUGCGUAUUUGAGACAUCCAUCAUAUUUUGGAUUCUACUAUUGGGCGGCUGGUAGCCAACUCUUACUUUGUAACCCAAUAUGUUUCAUAGGAUUUCUCGUCGUCAUGAAUAAAUUCUUUAGUGAACGUAUUCGUGAAGAAGAACGUCUUCUUAUCAAGUUUUUUGGAAAUGAAUACGUUGAAUAUCAAAAGAGAACUUUUACCUGGAUUCCUUUGAUUAAAUAA